CAGCGCUUUCUCACUGCAGCGCAAGGCAGCCAAGUCAAUACGGCAAACGGACAACACAAGGAGAAACGUCCAACUUCACCACUUGCCUGGUUUGACAACUUCCAGCCAAAGGGACUCAGACGACAGCUGGACCUACACUGAGAAUGCUGGAGUUUGUGUUUCUUGUAAAGAUAUAAGGACAUUUUCUCGCACGGUUGCCGCUUGUGAACAUUCCCUUGCGUCUUGAAGACGCUUGAUUCUGUGCCGCGUGCCUACAUGAGAGCGAUUGACACGCGCGAGAUUCCACCGCAUUCACUUAUCCCUGAGCUGCCGCGAUGGUUCAAUGUCUUGUUUAAUGGUUGAGAGGUGUGCACCGGUCGCAUUUGAAAGGGCAGAGCAGAAUGACAUCCAAGUUUGCAUGCUGGCGGACGGCAGACUGAGGGGUCAUGCAGGGCUCUUACUGGCUGAGAGAAGAGGCUCCUACCCCCUGAUCGACCUCCGCCUCCUCAACACAGCAGCAGCAGGCCCGGGCGGGCCAGCGGGCCAGGAGGAGGUGGAGUCAGGCACCAGGAGGAAGGUGAGGCGUCUGCUGAGCUUCCAGAGGUACUGUCACGCCUCGCGGCUGCUCCGCGGCCUGGCGCCCCACGACUCCCUGCACCUGCUGGACGACGACUACCUGGGGCAGGCCGCGCACAUGCUGUCUAAGGUCGGAACGUGGAACUUUGACAUCUUCCUGUUUGAUCGCCUCACUAACGGCAACAGUCUGGUGACUCUGAUGUGCCACCUGUUCAACAUGUAUGGUCUCAUCCACCACUUCCAGCUGGACAUGGUCAAACUGCACAGGUUUCUGGGUAUGGUGCAGGAGGACUACCACUCCCAUAAUCCCUACCACAAUGCUGUCCAUGCAGCUGAUGUGACACAAGCCAUGUACUGCUACUUAAAGGAGCCCAAGCUGGCGGAGCAGCUGAGCCCGCUGGACGUGUUCCUCGGCCUGAUGGCAGCCGCCGCCCACGACGUGGAUCACCCGGGGGUCAACCAGCCCUUCCUCAUCAAGACCCGACACCACCUUGCCAGCCUCUACCAGAACACGUCGGUGCUGGAGAGUCAUCACUGGCGCUCCACAGUGGGAAUGCUCAGAGAGUCUGGCCUGAUGUCCCAUUUACCUGCCGAUGUCACGCAGGACAUGGAGCAGCAGCUGGGCUCGCUCAUCCUAGCCACGGACAUCAGUCGUCAAAACGAGUUCCUCUCGACGUUCCGAGAACAUCUGGACAGCCAGGACCUCAACCUGGAACAUGCAGAGCACAGGCACUUCAUGCUGCAGAUUGCUCUGAAGUGUGCCGACAUCUGCAACCCAUGCCGGGUGUGGGAGCUGAGUCGGCAGUGGAGCGAGCGGGUGUGCGAGGAGUUCUACCGACAGGGUGACUUGGAGAGGAAGUUUGACCUGGAGAUAAGCCCUUUAUGUAACCAGCAGUCCGACUCUGUCCCUGCCAUACAGAUAGGCUUCAUCUCCUACAUCGUGGAGCCCCUGUUUGAGGAGUGGCAGCGCUUCACAGAGCCCAGCCUCCUCACCCAGAGCAUGAUGGGACACCUGCACAAGAACAAAGCCCGCUGGGGCGGACUGCGCCUCAGCGUGCCGCCCGACUGCCCCCUCGCCACGGGGGGGAGCCACGCCCACUCCCCCCCCCUGCCCCUCCCAGAGGAGGAACCCGGGGUGCAGAGAGGAGGGGGAGGAGGGGGAGCAGAGGAGGAUAUCCCGUAAUAAAGGACCCGGCCUCUCUGCUUCCUCUGCUGUCCCAAUAGAGGAGUACGUAUUCCACCCCCUUUGUUCCUGCCUCGUCCCUCUCCCACCCUUCAUGCAGGCUUCGGCGAUGGGAGAAGUGGACGUGUCGCUAUAGCGCCCCCCUCCCCUCUUACCCCCCCCCCCCCACCCCUCUCGGGGUGGACAGUUGCGGUACUGCGGCCGAGUGGAAGUACCAACGAGUAAGACAGAGAGAACUACAGAUAGAUGGGCUUUCGAGAGUACGGCUGAAUUGCCACAUUUUUCUCUGUUGGAUUGGAAAGGGCGGAUCAAGGGUGAUCUAGUUGAAUUAGGAGUUUUUGUGCUUUGGAUGAGGAAAAGUUGGCACGUCUUGAAGUCAACGCUGGUCUUCCCACGAUGCCGUACUGUGAAGAUGGACUGUCAAGAGCAUCGACUGAUGAGGUCAGAAGGAAAGUCCAACCAACAAGUCAGGUGGACCGCACUGGCGCUGAAGACACUAACUAUAUGAAAGUAGAUAUAUAAAUAACAGUUAUAUGAGAGUAUUUACUACAUGCUUUCUAAUUGCUCUUACACUGAAAACUAUUUUCACUUCAUUUUUUUUGUACAGUUGAACUUACACAGAUUUUCACGAAAGUGCAUUUUUAAUCCGGCUCAUAAUUAAGACAUGAAACCAAUAUGUAUGUAUGUGUAAUACCUUAAAAGGCCAAGUGGAAGGGAGGACUUUGUGGAGCCAUACGGGGGUUUCUGUUGGUGAGGGCUGAAGUCACAGCACCCCUGAACACUGUUGUAUAUUAAUCCACUAGACCAGUGGUUCUCAACCCUGGUCCUCAAUUACCCCCUGUCCUGCAUGUUUUAGAUAUUUCCCUGUUCCAACA
This is a messenger RNA of Hypomesus transpacificus, 2613 nucleotides long. Its product is annotated as cAMP-specific 3',5'-cyclic phosphodiesterase 7B-like. The transcript has 13 exons. The record is from RefSeq and is a predicted model, not a curated record. NCBI's taxonomy places the organism in Eukaryota, Metazoa, Chordata, Actinopteri, Osmeriformes, Osmeridae. Gene Ontology annotation, molecular function: 3',5'-cyclic-AMP phosphodiesterase activity. The coding region runs from base 323 to 1738 and encodes 471 amino acids.